Messenger RNA from Chilo suppressalis (striped riceborer), 1184 nucleotides. NCBI's taxonomy places the organism in Eukaryota, Metazoa, Arthropoda, Insecta, Lepidoptera, Crambidae. The record is from the annotation of a GenBank genome assembly.
GUCGUCUACAAUCUAGCCAGUCCUCCGGCGGCGUCAGCUGAGCUGACACGUAGCCGUUUUAGUCACUAUCUCCUUCUAUUUUAAUAUUAAACGUGAAAAUGUCACAACAUGGACCGGCGUUCGAUGUAAAUGCUAUGACCCUAACUCGCUGGGUUUUGGCUCAACAAAGAACAGCGCCUACCGCAACUGGGGACCUCACGCAACUGCUAAACUCUAUACAAACAGCGGUAAAAGCUAUACAGUCGGCUGUAAGGAAAGCCGGCAUCGCUAAACUACACGGAAUCUCUGGAGAUACCAAUGUUCAAGGCGAAGAGGUCAAAAAGCUGGACGUCCUCUCGAACGAUCUGUUCAUCAACAUGCUCCAGUCCUCCUUCACCACCUGCCUGCUGGUCUCCGAGGAAAACCCUCAAGUUAUACAGGUGGAAACUGAAAGGCGCGGCAAAUACAUAGUGUGCUUCGAUCCGCUGGACGGAUCCUCCAACAUCGACUGCCUUGUGUCAGUUGGAUCUAUAUUCUCGAUUUAUAAGAAACAGUCGGCCGGCGAGCCUUCAGAAGCGGACGCUCUAAGGCCGGGCCGUGAAUUAGUGGCAGCCGGUUACGCUCUGUACGGGUCCGCCACCAUGAUGGUACUCUCCCUGGGUUUCGGGAAGGGAGUGCAUGGUUUCAUGUAUGACCCCUCCAUCGGAGAGUUUAUACUCACCGACCCCAAUAUGCGGAUACCAGACAAGGGCAAGAUCUACUCCAUCAACGAAGGUUACGCAGCGGAAUGGGAGGAGGGCCUCAAGCGGUACGUAGAAGAGAAGAAGCAGCCGUCCGUAGGCAAGGCGUACGGCGCGCGCUACGUGGGCUCCAUGGUGGCGGACGUACACCGCACCAUCAAGUACGGCGGCAUCUUCAUGUACCCCGCCACCAAGGCCGCGCCUAACGGAAAGCUUCGACUACUCUACGAGUGCAACCCAAUGUCGUUCAUAGUGACGGAAGCGGGCGGGUUGGCCAGCACCGGAAAGCAACCAGUACUAGACUUGGUCCCCACCAGUAUACAUCAGCGAGCGCCCUGCUUCCUCGGAUCCAAGAAGGAUGUCGAGGAACUGCUCAAAUAUCUCAACUGAAUCACACCCGGCUUUGAUUUAAUAAAAGACUGAUAUUGCGUUAUAUUUUCAUUCUUGGUUUUGUAUAUCUACCCC